Molecule: messenger RNA, 1224 nt
Organism: Nematolebias whitei (Rio pearlfish)
Lineage: Eukaryota; Metazoa; Chordata; Actinopteri; Cyprinodontiformes; Rivulidae
Product: probable phosphatase phospho1
Exons: 2
Coding region: 39-884 (281 amino acids)
Molecular function (GO): phosphatase activity
Source: RefSeq, a predicted model, not a curated record
AGCCGCUUUAAAUAAUUUUCGCCGUGUGCGGCUGCGGGAUGCUGUUACCGGAGAACCCCGCUCUUAUGCCCACCACCACCACCACCACCGAGAGGGACACCUCAGCAAAGAUGGCGGCUGCAUCAAACCCAGUCCAAAUAGAACCACAGGAUCAACGCUUCUUAGUGCUGUUCGACUUUGAUGAGACCAUCAUCAGCGAAAACAGCGACGACGCUGUGAUUCGGGUUCUGCCGGAUCAGCAGCUCCCCGCCUGGCUGACAAACAGCUUCCGGGAAGGCCACUACAACGAGAACAUGCAGAAGGUUUUGGCCUUCAUGGCGGAGCAGGGUGUGUCCAAGGAAUCCAUCCACUCCGCGGUGGAGAAGAUCCCCCCCACUCCUGGCUUCUUGAAACUCCUGCAGUUUCUGCAGAGCCACAUUCAGGACUUUGAGCUGGUGGUGGUCUCUGACGCCAACACCUACAUUAUCCAAACAUGGCUGAAGCACGCCAAGGUACUCCACCUCUUCACGAAGAUUUUCACAAACCCUGGCAGUUUCAACGCUAAGGGCCAGCUGGUGCUUCUCCCAUUCCACUCGCACUCGUGCUCCUGUUGUCCUGAAAAUAUGUGCAAGCAAGUGAUCCUUCAGGAGUAUUUGACCGACCGGCAAAUGGAGCGAGGUGGCACUACGUUCCAGAGGGUGUUUUACAUCGGAGACGGGGCCAACGACGUGUGCCCUUCUCUGGUUCUGGGGCCUCAGGACAUAGCCUUCACCAGGAGGAACUUCCCCAUGCACAGGCUGCUGGUGGGGAUGCAGCAGUCUGCAAAAUUCAAGGCCAACAUAGUUCCUUGGGUUUGCGGUGAGGAUAUAGUGGACUGUCUGGAAAAAAUAGUCAAGGAGAGAUGAAACCUGUGUGACUGGAUAUUAAAACAAAAAGUAAAAGGGAAGGAGGAAAACAGAAGCAGAAUUGGCAAAAAUCAUGAUUUUAGCCCAUAUUUAAUUGAAACAGUUUGUAAAGACAUAGCUAAACUAUUAUUCUUGGCCUGCAAUCAAAGAUAUGAAGAAUGAAGGGUGACAAAGUAAUUCACAUCCAUUUUAAAGUGGGAUUACGUGUCAUUUUGGUUAUGAAGACUUGAUAUACAGUAGCCCCUCGUUUAUCGCAGGGGGUUCCGUUCUCAGCUCCCCCAAGAUAAGUGAAAAACCGCAAAGUAGGAAUAGUAGUACAAGUAGUAGUUUAUUUUAGUAU